This is a messenger RNA of Paracoccidioides brasiliensis Pb18, 3546 nucleotides long. Its product is annotated as carbamoyl-phosphate synthase arginine-specific large chain. Gene Ontology annotation, cellular component: cytoplasm; cytosol. The transcript has 3 exons. Bases 1 to 3546 code for a protein of 1181 amino acids. Gene Ontology annotation, molecular function: aspartate carbamoyltransferase activity; metal ion binding; dihydroorotase activity. The record is from RefSeq and is a predicted model, not a curated record. Gene Ontology annotation, biological process: 'de novo' pyrimidine nucleobase biosynthetic process; L-citrulline biosynthetic process; UTP biosynthetic process.
AUGGCUCUCCCAGCCCGAUGCGGGCAGCGGAUGGUCUCCUCCUUGCUUCAACAGCGAUGUUUUGCCUCUGCAAUCUGUCUCCCAUCCCUUCGCACCUUUUCUACCGUUCACACUCUCCCUUCAUCAAAGACAAUGCUACCUUCCCAAACGUUACUGCAAAAACCACAGCAGCUGCCGUCAUGGCGGAGUCCCAAGCGGUCGUUCUCGAGCUCGCUGAGGCAUCUGGCUGCGGUUACGGGUCAGGAAGCCCCCAGCGCAAAGGCUUAUAUGGGUAGCAAAGCCAUUAAGGGCGCAGGCCAAUUGGUUGAUGUGACAAAAGUGCUGGUUAUUGGGAGUGGUGGGCUGAGUAUUGGGCAGGCGGGGGAAUUUGAUUAUUCUGGAUCUCAAGCGCUUAAAGCCCUCAAAGAAGCUGGUGUCAAAUCCGUCCUAAUUAAUCCUAACAUCGCUACCAUCCAGACUGACCACAAACUCGCCGAUGAAGUCUAUUAUCUACCCGUUACGCCAGAAUACGUCACCCAUGUGAUUGAAAGGGAGCAACCAGAUGGAAUAUUCUUAACCUUUGGAGGUCAAACGGCCUUAAAUUUAGGAGUCCAGUUGAACCGUAUGGGGGUCUUUGAGCGGCAUGGAGUCAAGGUCCUCGGAACCAGCAUAAGGACUCUUGAAGUCAGUGAAGACCGUGACCUUUUCUCCAAGGCUUUGAACGAGAUUAAUAUCCCAAUCGCCGAAUCAGUUGCUGUUAACAGUGUUGACGAAGCAUUGGAAGCUGCAGACAAGAUUGGAUAUCCCAUCAUCGUCCGAUCUGCGUAUGCUCUUGGUGGCCUUGGAUCGGGCUUUGCCUCCAACGCGGAGGAACUCAAGAACUUGUCAUCCCGCUCGUUGACUUUGGCACCUCAGAUUCUGGUCGAAAAGUCCCUUAAGGGCUGGAAGGAGGUUGAAUAUGAGGUUGUCCGUGAUGCUGCCAAUAAUUGUAUUACCGUAUGUAAUAUGGAGAACUUCGACCCCCUGGGAAUUCAUACGGGAGACAGUAUCGUUGUCGCACCCAGUCAGACUCUUUCCGACGAAGAGUAUCAUAUGCUGCGGACCGCUGCCAUUAAGAUUGUUCGCCAUCUAGGCGUUGUUGGAGAGUGCAACGUCCAGUAUGCCCUGCAACCUGAUGGCCUCGACUACCGAGUCAUCGAAGUCAACGCCCGUCUCUCCCGUUCCUCAGCUUUGGCCUCUAAGGCUACCGGCUACCCCCUCGCUUACACUGCAGCCAAAAUUGGACUUGGGCACACCCUACCUGAGCUCCCCAAUGCUGUCACAAAAACUACGACCGCCAACUUCGAACCUAGUUUAGACUAUAUCGUGACUAAAAUACCUCGAUGGGAUCUGAGUAAAUUCCAAUACGUGAAGCGCGAUAUUGGUAGCUCUAUGAAGUCUGUCGGAGAAGUCAUGGCUAUUGGCCGUACAUUCGAAGAGUCAUUCCAGAAGGCCAUCCGCCAAGUCGAUCCCAAAUACCUGGGCUUCCAGGGCGAUCAUUUUGAAAAUCUGGACGAAGUCCUCAAGAACCCUACUGAUCGUCGGUGGCUUGCCGUUGGACAGGCCAUGCUUCACGAGAAUUACUCAGUAGACAAGGUUCACGAACUCACCAAGAUUGACAAGUGGUUUUUGUACAAGCUGCAGAACAUUGUCGAUCUACAGAACACCCUCAAGGAGAUUGGCAGCCUCUUUGGAAUCCAGAAGGAAAUGAUGCUUAAGGCCAAGAAGAUGGGUUUCUCUGAUAAGCAGAUUGCUCUGUGUGUUGGGGCGACCGAGGAUGAUGUGCGCGCAAGGAGGAAGAGUUUUGGUAUUAGACCCUGGGUUAAGAAGAUUGACACCCUGGCAGCCGAGUUCCCUGCUGAUACGAACUACCUCUACACCACCUACAACGCUACAUCUCAUGAUGUCACUUUUGAUGAUUAUGGGACCUUGAUCUUGGGAAGUGGUGUUUACCGUAUUGGAAGCUCCGUCGAAUUCGAUUGGUGCGCAGUUAACGCAACCCUCUCAUUGAGAAAUAUGGGCAAAAAAACUGUCAUGAUCAACUACAACCCGGAGACCUACUCCACCGAUUUCGACACUGCCGAUAGGCUCUACUUCGAAGAACUGAGCUACGAGCGUGUCAUGGACAUUUAUGAGCUCGAGCAUGCCACUGGAGUCGUCGUUUCCGUUGGUGGUCAAUUGCCCCAGAAUAUUGCUCUCCGACUCCAAGAAACCGGAGGCGCAAAGGUCCUUGGUACAGAUCCAAAGGACAUUGACAAGGCCGAAGAUCGCCACAAGUUCUCCCAGAUCCUCGAUAGCAUUGGGGUGGACCAGCCAGCCUGGAAGGAGCUGAGUUCCGUAGCUGACGCUGAGGCAUUUGCUGACUCCGUUGGGUACCCCGUCCUCGUCCGCCCUAGUUACGUACUCUCAGGGGCUGCCAUGAGCGUCAUCCGUAGUCAUGAUGAAUUGAACGAAAAGCUUGUUUCUGCCAGCGCUGUUUCCCCGGACCACCCAGUGGUCAUCACCAAGUUUAUCGAGGGUGCCGAAGAGAUUGACGUUGACGCCGUUGCCUCUGCUGGUAAGCUUAUUAUCCACGCCGUCAGUGAGCAUGUGGAAGCUGCAGGUGUCCACUCUGGUGAUGCCACCUUGGUCCUCCCCCCUGUCAACCUUGAUGAACAAAUCAUGGCCCGAGUAAAGGAUAUUGCCGAGAAAGUUGCAAAAGCCUGGAACAUCACUGGCCCCUUCAACAUGCAGAUCAUCAAGGCUGAUGAUCUCGAAGGUGGAGAGCCACAGCUCAAAGUCAUCGAAUGCAAUCUCCGUGCAUCGCGAUCAUUUCCGUUUGUCAGCAAAGUUCUUGGCACCAAUUUCAUCGACAUCGCUACCAAGGCCCUUGUUGGCAGAGAUGUCCCUGAGCCCACUGAUAUCAUGGCUGUCAAGCGCAAUUAUCUUGCUACUAAAGUUCCUCAAUUCAGCUGGACCCGUCUUGCUGGCGCUGAUCCAUAUCUUGGAGUUGAGAUGGCCAGUACUGGUGAAAUCGCCUGCUUCGGUAAGGAUCUGGUCGAAGCAUACUGGUCCUCACUGCAGUCGACGAUGAACUUCCGCAUGCCAGAACCGGGAGAGGGCCUUCUGCUUGGUGGUGACACUGAGAUGUCCGAACUGCCUCAGAUCGUUGAUUACCUGAGCCCACUCGGAUAUAAGCUGUAUGCUGCCAGCCCAGAAGUCAAGACUUGUCUGGAAGCAAAUGCCAAGGGCGAUGUCAAGAUCGAAGUCAUCGAAUUUCCCAAGGAAGACAAACGGGCCCUGCGCGAGGUGUUUGAGAAGUACGAUAUUAGGGGUGUUUUCAAUAUUGCUAAAAGCCGUGGAAAGACACUUCUCGAUGAGGACUAUGUCAUGCGACGAAAUGCUGUCGAUUUCGGUGUUCCGCUCUUUAUGGAACCUAAUACCGCCGUCCUCUUCGCUAAAUGUAUGAAUGAAAAGCUUCCGCGCCAGGAGGGAAUCCCCUCCGAAGUCCGCAGUUGGUCUAACUUCGUUGGCGGCAAACUUUUGUAA